Amblyraja radiata (thorny skate) is the source of this 1936-nucleotide messenger RNA. Its product is annotated as liprin-alpha-3-like. Gene Ontology annotation, molecular function: protein binding. Gene Ontology annotation, cellular component: presynaptic active zone. The record is from RefSeq and is a predicted model, not a curated record. The transcript has 13 exons. Gene Ontology annotation, biological process: synapse organization. Lineage: Eukaryota; Metazoa; Chordata; Chondrichthyes; Rajiformes; Rajidae. Bases 423 to 1802 code for a protein of 459 amino acids.
AUGAGGGGAUGAGGGAGGAGCCGCGGCACCGGCGUUGCCUCCCCGCCUCAAUGGCAACCAGUUCAUAAUUGACAAGCAUCUCAUCCAUAUUUUUGGGAGGGGGAGUUUAAUAAUAGUUGCUUUUAUAUCCCGCUCCCCUGUCGGUGCAGGGAGGUUUGAGGAGGAAUGGUGAGGCUGGGGUAGUGUGAGGCAGGGGCUGGCAACAGCCCGACUUGUAAAUCCUCCCUCCGCCCGGCCUGACCAUCGCCCACCAGCCGCCCACUGCCGGUGUCUGUCUGCCCGUCCCCUGGAGAUUCCUGGAGCUGCUGUCCAUCUCCGGUCAUCUCCGGCCAUCACCGUGGUCACCGUGUAACUCUGGUGGUCCUGGCCCCCGGUAAACACCGUCUGUUGCAGGAGGUUGCCGAUGGUGUGACGGGGACAAGAUGAUGUGCGAGGUGAUGCCGACCAUUAACGAGGAUAACCGCCGCGGCUCGCAGUACGGUGCGGACGAUGGGAACUUUGAGCAGCUGAUGGUCAACAUGCUGAAUGAACGGGAGAGGCUGUUAGAGAGUCUGCGAGAGACACAGGACAGUCUGUCCGGUGCUCAGCUACGGCUUCGGCAGCUCGGACACGAGAAGGAGUCACUGCAGAGGCAGCUCAGCAUCGCACUGCCACAGGAGUUUGCUGUCCUCACCAAGGAGCUGAACCUGUGUAGGGAGCAGCUGCUGGAGCGAGAGGAGGAGAUCGCGGAGCUGAAAGCGGAGAGGAACAACACGCGGCUGCUGCUGGAGCACCUGGAGUGCCUGGUGUCACGGCAUGAGCGGUCUCUGCGGAUGACGGUGGUGAAGCGGCAAGCCCAGUCUCCGGCCGGCGUCUCCAGCGAGGUCGAGGUGCUCAAGGCCCUCAAGUCACUCUUCGAGCAUCACAAGGCUCUGGACGAGAAGUCCCCCCCCCUCUCUCCCCGGACCCCCGGGCCACGUGACCAGAACACAAGCAACGUCUGGGUGACGCACGAGGAGAUGGAGUCGCUGACGUCGGCGACCAAGACGGAAGCCAAGGAGAUCAGCUGGGACCAGAUCCUGGCGCACGGUGACAUGAACCACGAGUGGGUGGGGAACGAGUGGCUGCCGAGCCUCGGCCUCCCACAGUACCGCAGCUACUUCAUGGAGUCGCUGGUGGACGCGCGCAUGUUGGAUCAUCUCACCAAGAAGGAACUGCGAGGGCAGCUGAAAAUGGUGGACAGUUUCCACAGGAUCAGUCUACACUACGGCAUCUUGUGUCUAAAGCGGUUGAACUACGACAAGAAGGAGCUGGAGAGUAAACGGGAGGGCAGUCUGACGCUAAUCAAGGAUGUGAUGGCGUGGACCAAUGAUCGCAUGGUGGUCUGGGUGCAGGCCAUCGGCCUGAAGGAGUUCAGCGGAAACCUGCAGGAGAGCGGGGUCCACGGUGCGCUCAUCGCCCUCGAUGAUACCUUCGACCACAACGACAUCGCGUUAUUGCUGCAGAUCCCCAUGCAGAACACCCAGGCCCGGCAGAUGCUGGAAAGUGAAUUCAAGAACCUGCUGCAUCAGGGGACGGAGCGGCGGCAGGAAGAGGGCGAUGCCAAGAACUUCAACCGCGCCCCGUCGUGGCGCAAGCGCUUCCGGGCGAAGGAAAUGCGGGACGUAACGUCGGACACAAGCGAGACUCUCCCCGCCAACUUCCGAGUGACGGCCGCGGCCAUCGCCGCCCAGAGCGUGCAGCUCCGCAAGGUGCAAACAGACAAUUCUGCCUCAGGGACUCCGCGGGCUGACACCCCGUCCGUCCGCACGUACUCAUGCUAGCGGCACUCGGCAGAUGUCGUGUACUGAGCUGACCGGCGCCUGGGCUAAACAACACACGAGACUGUUAAAGCGAAAGAUGUCCUUCGCGUCCAGGGAGAGAGACAAGAGCCUUAGAGACUCUGACAAUAUGCUGC